Molecule: messenger RNA, 692 nt
Organism: Pipra filicauda (Wire-tailed manakin)
Lineage: Eukaryota; Metazoa; Chordata; Aves; Passeriformes; Pipridae
Product: killer cell lectin-like receptor subfamily B member 1C
Exons: 4
Coding region: 1-537 (178 amino acids)
Source: RefSeq, a predicted model, not a curated record
AUGGGUGCUCUUUUCCACCCCCCAACUGUAGGAUCUGGCUUUCCAGAACCCCGGGGGGUCCCCCCCACAGCCCCCCUGCGCUGCCCCCGCUGCCUCCUCGGGGCCCUCACGACUGCCCUGGCGCUGUCCCUGGUGCUGUGUGAGGCCGAGGGGUGCAGGCUCUGCCCCGUGGGCUGGAUGCUGGGCAGGACCAAGUGUUACUGGGUCUCGGAAAGGAUGAACUCGUGGCACGGGAGCCGGGAGGACUGCGGGGACCGCGGGGCCGCGAUGGCGAUGCCGUGGGACAAGGACGAGCUGGAUUCCCUCAAUGAGACCCUGAGGAAACCCACGCGCCACUUCUGGAUCGGGCUCUCGGUGCCCGCGCCCGGGAUGGGCUGGACGUGGGUGAACGGCUCCCGCCCGGACUGGAGCCGGUUCCCGCAGGACCUCGGGGAGGGUCCCGGAGCCUGCGGGGCGCUCAAGGGGGACAGGAUCGACCCCCGCGCCUGCGACACGGGGCUGCAGUGGAUCUGCCAGACGGAGUCCGCCCGGAUCUGAGCCUCCACCGCACCCAAAACCCACUGUUAACGCGGGAGAAAAUCCCGAUUCCCGCGGGUUCGGCACCCACGGGACAGCUUCCGGGACAGGGGCAGGACCGCGGCCGGGGAAAGUCGCCCUGGGUGGGCGAGGCGAGGGCGGGGGGGGGAGGCGGA